This is a messenger RNA of Hirsutella rhossiliensis, 2862 nucleotides long. RefSeq names its product PIF1-like helicase domain-containing protein. Gene Ontology annotation, molecular function: DNA helicase activity. Lineage: Eukaryota; Fungi; Ascomycota; Sordariomycetes; Hypocreales; Ophiocordycipitaceae. Gene Ontology annotation, biological process: DNA repair; telomere maintenance. Bases 1 to 2862 code for a protein of 953 amino acids. The transcript is spliced from 7 exons. The record is from RefSeq and is a predicted model, not a curated record.
AUGCCUGCAAUCUGGAUUACCAUCAGUCCCAACGACAUUAAUAACCCGGUAAAGAUGAAGCUUGCCAUUCAUAGGCUCCACGAUUACGAGUCUGCGAAGGAGCUUUUGGCCGAUCUCCGUGAAAAGUACGACAGGAUCGCCCUGAGCACCAUGGAUCCGGUCAGCUCGGCCAUCUUCUUCCACCGAGAAAUAUCCCUAUUCUUUGAAAAGUAUGUGAAUACAGGCCGGGAAUCGAUCUUCGGGAAGAUCAGCCACUACUACGCGACGGUGGAAACGAAUGAGCGAGGCAGCCUCCACUUGCAUGGACUCCUCUGGCUGGACGGCAACAUGCGCUUACCGAACUUGAUAGACGACAUGGCCAAUCCCGCGGAAGAAGCAUAUCGCGCCCAGGUGAUUCGAUAUAUAGACUCCGUCUUUCAUGAGUGUCUAGAUGAAGAUGCCGGAAAAGCCGUGCGACAGGAGAGGAAGCCCAUCGAUCCCGUGGAGGAGGUCAUGACCAGCACCUCGGCUCUCACUGCGGCUUUUGAAGACGAAUCCAAUUUUAUCGCAUACUCCUGCCGCUUCAAGGCACCGUGGAAGAUCGUCGAGCAGACAGGAUUCACAGAGGAUGGCUUGCUUCAGAUUCGGCGCAACCAUCCACUCGUCAACCGGUAUAACAAGUCGUUGGCGGUCGGCCUUCGCCACAACCACGACGUCUCGAUGAUCUUGACCAAGACCAAGGGCCUGGCCAUGGUGUACUACAUCACGAACUACGCCACCAAGCUGGAUACGCCGAUGUGGAAGCGCAUUGCUCUCGCCACCGAGGUUGCCCGCCAACUUCGCGAGGCCGGUCGUCCGACGUCUCGCGCGCCAGGUCCCGCCCUGCCCGACGAGAGCGACAACUCGGCUGUCGAGGUUUGUUACCACCUCCUUGGAUAUGACACCGACUUUACCAACGUGCCGCAUUGGUCCUUCUUGAACUUGACGGCCCUAUACUGGACAAUCUUUCGGCUAUGGGCGCAUCUCCGCCAUCAGGCCGGCGAGCUCACGGACGCCGAACAGCCCCAGAGACAAUCCUCUGAGGCAAGGAGGGCGAACCCUAUUAUGCCUGGAGGCUACGCCGUCCCGAUCUUCCAAGGAUACAUCAGCGACGACCACGAGGACGAUCACCCAGUCUAUAUUAAGCGAAACUCUGUCCUACAUUUGGCGUUAUUCGUCCCUUGGGAAAACUUCACUUCUGAGAGCCUAGGUGAUAUAACCGACAUAUGGACGACGCAUCGAGCGGGCCUUUGUCCCCGCCUCCGUUUCUACGUCUCUAACAUUUGUCUUUUGAGAAAGUCUGCCGAAGACGCGCGUAAGGACGCGAAGCUCUGGGCCAGUCGGUCGGAGGGCGACGACACAAUUGACGUUGAGUACCCGCUUGACGAUGGCCGAUACGAAGAAGAGCCUCCAGCGAUGGCUCAUCGUCAGGCCUACAGAGCUCUACUCCAGAUUUUGCGAAAUGCCGUGCAGGACACGGACGCCACAAAAGACUCCCCCGUCCUUGGAGGUUUAAUACACGAUCUGUGCGAAGAGAACCCGGCUGGAGAAGAGCAACCUUUGUCCAACGUCAAGAGGAUCUCGGCCAAGGCCCAACAACUAUUGCAUCUUCGGAUGCUAGACGACAUUGAGGGUGGUUCCCAGGGGACCAUGCUUUCCGCGGAUGGCGCCGACAUCGACGAUACGCUAGCUCGCUACGGCGAUACGGAGUCCCCUGCUGCGCUCCCGGGCAGCGACCUCAAUGAACGAGGCCCUCGGAUGCUUGUCGACGUCAGUCCGGCAACUAGCUUCGCGGAGAUGGGACACACCGCCGCGGCCAGCUUUACACUGAACUAUCUACAGACCAUGGCCCUUCAACUCGUUUGCCUGUUUCUGGACAAGUAUACUGCUAAUCCGGACUCAGCGGGUCAGCAUCUUCAAUACACCGGCGGGCCGGGUGGCACGGGAAAGUCGAGGAUUAUCGAUGCCCUGAAGGACGUGUUCGCGGCGAGGAACCAGCCGCAUCUUCUGCAGAUAACCGGCACGUCGGGCAGUUCGGCGGCCCAGAUUGGCGGCACGACGAUCCACUCGGCCUGUGGGUUAGAUUCCCAUCGCGAUCCAAACAAACCGCCUCCCCCCUUCUCGGAGGCGAAGAAGUGGAUCUGGAAACAGAAGCUGGUACUCGUGAUUGACGAGGUCAGUAUGCUGGGAGGAGCCACUCUGCACAACGUCAGUCAUUACCUGCAGGCACUCCGUGACUGUCCGGACGAACCGUUUGGCGGCAUGCCCGUCGUUCUACUGAUGGGAGACUUCUACCAGUUCGCCCCCGUGCGGGAGACAAGCCUACUGAUCAUCAGACCGCCGGACCGAACAGAGACCCCCUUGCGACAAGCGACCAUAUCUCACCACAGCGGCUGCAGAUUGUGGCAUCUGUUCAAAACCGUGGUGCUCCUCGAAGACCAAGUCCGCGCACGCAACGAUCCCCAGCUCCGUGCACUCCUGGAUCGAGUUCGUAACGGGCGCCAGACCCAUGAAGAUCUGAGCUUGCUCAAUGCCAACAUUGUAGGACGCUCGCAAAUCACCUUCCACGAUGGUUUGCGCGCUAUAACGCCGCUGAACCGCACCCGGUGGGCCCUCAACAUGGAAGCUGUUGUGGGCUGGGCGCGCUUCAACAAGCGGCACAUCCGUAUCUUUGUCUCGACUCACACCUGGCGCAACGGCACGCUGUCUCCAAACCUCAUAGCGCGAACCAUCGGACAAGGCGACGACUCUGCCUGCAAAGUCCCCGGCGUCUUCUUCUACGCCCAGGGCAUGCCCGUGGUUGUGAACAAGAACAUCUACACUGGCCUGAAGGUGAUGACGUGA